AUGAAUUUUGUGGCAAUCGUUCCAUCUUCCAGAAUUUUGGGUCUAGCAACGGAUGAGCUGGGCGUAUAUAUGGAUAAAAGCUCAUUGCUUCUAGCGUUGAUCAUCCACUCUUUCGGAAAUGCCGUCCAACUAAUACAGUCUAUCUUACCGUUAAAAAAUCGACAACUGAGCAUAUUGCGUCUCUCUUUACUUGGCACAAUCCUGUCGAAUCUUCUGCUUUUGACGGGGAUUUGCUUCCUCUUAGGCGGCAUCCGAUACUUUGAGCAGCGAUUUAACAGGGAAAAGACUGAAACCAUCACUAUACUUUUAUUUCUCGCUGUUCUAUCUCUGGUUAUCCCAACAGCAUCUCAUUAUUUAUCAAACACAGACGCCGGGGGUAUUCUAGCACAAUCUCGCGGUACAUCCAUCAUCAUCAUGAUAUCCUCCGGUCUUUGGCUUUUGUUCGACCUCAAGACUCACCGAGAACUCUGGGACACACCUCCUCUCAAACCAACGGAAAACAUCAUGUGGCGCAAGCGGAUCAAAGAAGGUGACGUGGGUCGUGAGAUUGCAAAAGUUGGACAUGUUGCAGCAAAGAUAGGUGCAGGAGCAGGAGAUCACCGGGAUGUGACUCUAGUAGAACUAAUUGAUGAUUCAACACCAAGACUUACCAUACCGGUUAUCGUGGUAACAAUGCUUGUCACAACUACCUUGAUUGCCUUGAAUACAAAUUAUGCAACAGACAGCAUCCAGGGAUUGACGGACCAGUAUAUUUCGCCCUCUUUUGUUGGUCUUGUCAUCCUACCCAUUAUAUCACUCGAUACAGCUGCGGUGAAAUACGCAGUGAACGGCAAUAUGGAUAUUGCUAUAUCUCUCACCUUGGGCCGCUGUAUGCAAAACGCAUUAAUGUAUAACGACUUUUUUAUUGCUAUUAUCAUUCUUGGAUACGUGGUUCGGGAGGGAAGGAGUAAUUGGUGA
Penicillium malachiteum is the source of this 957-nucleotide messenger RNA. RefSeq lists its product as uncharacterized. Gene Ontology annotation, molecular function: calcium:proton antiporter activity. NCBI's taxonomy places the organism in Eukaryota, Fungi, Ascomycota, Eurotiomycetes, Eurotiales, Aspergillaceae. The transcript has 3 exons. The record is from RefSeq and is a predicted model, not a curated record. Gene Ontology annotation, biological process: intracellular calcium ion homeostasis; calcium ion transmembrane transport. Bases 1 to 957 code for a protein of 318 amino acids. Gene Ontology annotation, cellular component: fungal-type vacuole membrane.